AUGCAAGAACGUCAAGUUAACUGGAUGUUAAGUUGUCCCAAUCCAACUCCGCUUGCGUUUUUUCAAUAUAUAGUUCCAACACAUCGUGUUCGAGCAACUGAAAAAUAUUACCAAGCACUUGAUCUGGCUUUGAGCGAAACUGAUAAUCAUGGACUGCAGAAUUUAGUUCGCCGUUCUAUACAUAGUACAAACCUUAAUAUUCAUGAGGAGAUAAAUACAUUUGCGCAAAACAAGGAUAUGCCAUCAGCAAAACGCGUCAGAAUUGAUGGGGUGAAGACUUUGAUUGAUAGCUUAAGAGAUGAAGAGAGGAUGGACAACAAGGAUGGUGAACUGGAAGUGUAUGCCAAGGAAACCAUUCGAAAUGAUGGAAAGAAAUGGAUUAUAUACGAUACUGAUGUACAUAAUUCAUUAACAAAAUGGAAGCAAGAAAGAGUUCAACCACGCACUGAUCUAGCAUUCUAUGACAUCAUAGAUAUUUCACCAGGUUCGAAUAGUGGUUUCGUACAAUCACUACCUCGUGAUGUAGUACAUGAAAUAAGACGGUCAAAAUCAUUGUCAACACCUAAUAUGGACAAUAUAGAUGGAAUGAAAGAUUAUAUCAUUGAUUUUAUUAAGAAGAAAAAUUUUCGUAACUAUGUGGAUGAGAGCUACAUGAAAACACGAAUCAACAAUACUACAAAAUUCAUAUGGGACUAUUUGAACUUCCUUGUGGAAUCAUUUGAAAGAGACAAUGAUCUUGCAGAUUAUAAUUUGUCCGAGUUAGGGUAUCAUGAAAUCUUCCUCACACCUCUAAUGCGUAGUCUCUUUCGUGGAAUGCACCAGGAAAUGAUGGCUCUCACAACUUCUCGGGAUACUCCCUCCAUUGAAUCAGAACAAACACCUAUCUAUCAGAACGAGAACCAAAGUAUUUCAGAAGCGCCUAUUAAUCAGUCACAAAGUGCCAUUUCUUCUAAAAUAAAAAUACCAUAUAAUCAGAGAAUAGAGCAAGGUUUAAUUCAAGAAGCGAUUCUAUUUAUUCAAAAAGGAGUACUUACCUCACCAAUUAACAACCUUAAAACUCAAGAGAGUGACGUGAAUAUAGGCAAUGAUAAAGGUGGACGAGAGCUAGCUCAAUUAUUUUCUGAUGCUGAAAUUGCGGAAGGUAAAAUGGUAGAGGCCAAGCAAAAAGAAAUCAUAUGCUGGUAUACUUAUAGAGAAGCAUACCAAAACAGUGUUGCUGAAAUUCAAUCCAAAACUGGGAUUGCUGAGAAAACUGCAAAGACUCAAGUUUAUAUUAUGAUUAAAGCUUCUUUACCCAAAGUUUCAGAUGUGAAUCUAUACAAAAAGACACAAAGAGCUGGAACUAUUUAUAAAUUGUUUGGAAAAAUUAUCGAUCCUAUAACCCAGAAAGAAGUUAAGGGGAUCGGUAUAGACAAAGCUUAUGGAAUUUCAUAUGGUGCAAAAUCUAUAUCAGAAUUAACCAAUGUCCAGAUUUUAAAUAUUAUAAAACAGGUCACAGAAAAAUCACAUGACAUCCUGACCAAUGGUCAGGAUCGAACCAAACCUUUUGGUUCAAAUGAUUUAGCAGAAACCAAGAGCAGGACCAUAUAA
This is a messenger RNA of Entrophospora sp. SA101, 1590 nucleotides long. The record is from the annotation of a GenBank genome assembly. NCBI's taxonomy places the organism in Eukaryota, Fungi, Glomeromycota, Glomeromycetes, Entrophosporales, Entrophosporaceae.